Peronospora matthiolae is the source of this 525-nucleotide messenger RNA. NCBI's taxonomy places the organism in Eukaryota, Oomycota, Peronosporomycetes, Peronosporales, Peronosporaceae. The record is from the annotation of a GenBank genome assembly.
AUGAAUCGGCUUAAACAGCUGGCCAUUUACAGCGCAGUUGGCGUCGCGGGCACCUUCAUUUCACUUGCGACGAUGAUGCUUUCCUUCCCGAUCUUUGCGAUGCAGAAGCUGCGGCGACACAUGGCAGCAUCGCCCCACGAUAUCCGAGAUAUACUGAACUUGAUUGUCGACUCGUACUGCUUUCGUGCAAAGGAUAUAAAUAAGAUGGACUUUUUCAAGCUGCGGCUUGAUCGGCUACUGGAAAAUGCCCACGAGCGUCUCAAGACAAUGGAGUCGCUGCUAAGUGACUGCUGGUGGGAAGAGCUUGUGGGGUUUGGCGUCUGCUUCCAUUUCAACAAGACCAUCGCUAAUCAUCUUGUAAGGUUGUACGCAAAGCUCCUUACAGACCUGCAUGCAAUGAAAUUCGCGAUCGAGGCGGAGACUUGCCACUGGACGCAUGUCGUGCUGCUCAAGAAGUUACAGACGCGAUUCUACGUGCUACAGGUUGAAGCAAAUGAUUUUCUUGAAUAUCUCGCUCUAGAAUGA